Haliotis rubra (blacklip abalone) is the source of this 8574-nucleotide messenger RNA. RefSeq names its product chromodomain-helicase-DNA-binding protein 4-like. Lineage: Eukaryota; Metazoa; Mollusca; Gastropoda; Lepetellida; Haliotidae. The record is from RefSeq and is a predicted model, not a curated record. Gene Ontology annotation, cellular component: chromatin; nucleus. Gene Ontology annotation, molecular function: chromatin binding; ATP-dependent chromatin remodeler activity; histone binding. Gene Ontology annotation, biological process: negative regulation of transcription by RNA polymerase II; chromatin remodeling. The transcript has 41 exons. The coding region runs from base 163 to 6423 and encodes 2086 amino acids.
UUCAAUUAGGACCUUGCCGCCUAAUGUGACGCAGGGGGUCGGGAAGUGAGCACUACCCCUUGUCAACUACCCAUGACGAUCGAUACAAGACGGACUUACAAAACCUAUAUUUGCCGCAGUUUUGUGUAAUUGUGAAGUUGAGGAGUUUGUGACAACCCUGACAUGGCCGGGGGAGGCAGAAAAGACGAUGAGGGAGAAGAAAGCAUGGACUUUGACGACGUGGGGGAAGAGGGGGAUAACUUCCCUCCUUUUCGGGGUUCCUACUAUUCGCCCCAAGUUGGAGACGAUUCUGAAAAUCUUACGCCUAUGCAAGAGGAAGAGGUUGCUGAAGAGGUGACAGAGAAGAAAGGAAAGAAGAGAAAAACUAGAGAUGGAAGUGAGAAGAAGAAGAAAUCUAAGAAGAAGAAAAAAAGACAAGCUGAAAGUGACAUUGAACAGGCCAGUGACGCAGAAGAAGAGGAGGAAGAUGCCCCUGUUGAGGUCACUCCUAAGGAGAAAAAGAAGAAAGGAAAAGAAAAGAAGGAGAAGACAUCCUCUGAGAUCUGCGAUUCCUAUGGUAUGGUUGAUGUUGACAUCGAGUACACAGACGAGGACUACAAGACUCUGACAAACUAUGCACUGUUCAGUAAACAUGUGAGACCUAUGUUGAUGAAGGAAAAUCCAAAAGUGUCCACAACAAAGAUGGGCAAUGUUGUUGCUGCUAAGUGGCGUGAAUUUGCCAGACAAAUAUCGGCAAAAGCUCACGAAACAACUCCAAGCAAAGCAGAGGGACCAUCUGACUUACCACUAUGCUCAUUAAUGUUGAGUCCCAGGGAGGGUGAACUGGAUGAAUCAGUGGACGAGAAGCCAUCUCGUUCGAAGAAAUCUAAAUCGAAAAAGGGUGCAAUUGCUCCUUUGAAGAUUAAAAUCAGCAAGAAGAAGAAAAAGAAGAAGAACAGUUCAGAUGAGGAAGAAGGUUUCAACACAAGUGAUGAAGAGUUCGAGAGGCAACUGGAGGAAGCUAGUCUGUUAAGUGAAGUAGCAAAGGCAGAAGGUGGAUCGUCACGGAAACGGAAAGGGAAAGGAAAGGGCAGGAAAAAGAAGACGAGGACAACAAACAAAUAUCCUGAUGAUCCUGAUGCUGACGGUUAUGAGACAGAGCAUCAGGACUACUGCGAGGUGUGCCAGCAGGGAGGGGAGAUAAUCCUGUGUGACUCGUGUCCUCGGGCAUACCACUUGGUGUGUCUGGAGCCAGAGUUGGAGGAGGCCCCUGAGGGAAAAUGGAGCUGCCCCCAUUGUGAGGGAGAAGGGAUCAAGGAACAGGAAGAAGAUGAACACAUGGAGUUUUGCCGCGUGUGUAAAGACGGGGGCGAGCUUCUCUGUUGCGACAGCUGUCCCUCGGCCUAUCACCCCAACUGUCUCAAACCGCCAAUUCAAAAUGUUCCCGAUGGUGACUGGCAUUGUCCACGCUGUUCUUGUGAGCCCCUGAUUGGCAAGGUUGCUAAGAUCUUAACCUGGCGCUGGAAGGAACCCCCAAAGACAGAUGAUGAACUUGAUCACACACAUCAUGAAGAUCUGAAGAAAGAUGAUUCCAAGCUUGUGCGCGAGUUCUUCGUCAAGUGGCACGACAUGUCCUACUGGCACUGUAACUGGAUUACUGAGCUGCAGCUUGAUGUGUAUCACCCGGCAAUGUUCAGAAACUACAUCCGCAAGUAUGACAUGGAUGAGCCCCCGCCACUGGAGGACGGCAGCACGUACCGAGACAAGAUGGACAGCGAGGACCCACACAACCUGGAGGAUAGGUUCUACCGAUACGGGGUGCGGCCAGAGUGGUUACAGAUACACAGGAUCAUUAACCACAGAACCACCCGAGAUGGCACCACGUGGUACCUGACUAAGUGGAGGGACUUGCCGUAUGACCAGGCAACCUGGGAGUCCGAGGACUCCGGAAUAGCGGACUUCAAGAAAUUUGUAGAUCAGUAUGAAAGCUUAAGAAACUUGAUGAACGGUAAUGGUGUCUCGGACAAGAAGGGGAAGAAGGGUAAAAGUGCCAAGAAGACCCGGGACAAAGAAAUUGAGGUGCAGACGCCAAAAAUGCCACCUGUGUAUCCCACCACAGACUUACGCAAGAAGUUCGAUACACAACCUGAAUACAUCGAAGCCACAGGUGGCAGACUCCACCCUUACCAGCUGGAGGGUCUCAACUGGCUCCGCUUCUCUUGGCAAAACGGGACAGACACCAUCCUGGCUGAUGAGAUGGGUCUCGGCAAGACCAUCCAGACCAUCUCCUUCCUGUACUCACUCUUCAAGGAGGGACAUUCUAAAGGGCCGUUCUUGGUCAGUGCUCCUCUGUCAACCAUCAUUAACUGGGAGAGAGAGUUCGAGUUCUGGGCACCGGAGAUGUAUGUUGUCACUUAUGUUGGUGACAAGGACAGCCGAAUGGUCAUCAGAGAACAUGAGUUUUCCUUUGAUGAAGGAGCUAUCCGUGGUGGAGCUAAAGCCUCCAAAGUGAGGGAGGGAUGUGCGAUCAAGUUCCACGUGCUGCUCACAUCAUAUGAACUGAUAUCAAUUGAUAGUGCUACUCUGGGCUCCAUUGGCUGGGCUGUGCUAGUGGUUGACGAGGCCCACAGACUCAAGAACAACCAGUCGAAGUUUUUCCGUAUCUUGAGUUCGUACAAGAUCGGGUACAAGUUGCUGUUGACGGGAACUCCUCUGCAGAAUAACCUGGAGGAACUGUUCCAUCUCCUCAACUUCCUCACGCCGGAGAACUUCAAUGAUCUUCAAGGCUUCCUUGACGAGUUUGCCGACAUCUCGAAGGAGGAUCAGGUGAAAAAGCUGCAUGAUCUGUUAGGUCCACAUCUGCUCCGACGUCUCAAGGCCGAUGUCCUUAAGGGAAUACCUUCCAAGAGUGAAUUCAUCGUCAGGGUGGAGCUCAGUCCAAUGCAGAAGAAAUACUACAAGUACAUCUUGACGAGAAACUUUGAUGCAUUGAAUACCAAAGGUGGGACUCAGGUGUCUCUACUUAACAUCAUGAUGGACUUGAAGAAGUGCUGCAACCACCCCUAUCUCUUCCCUACUGCUGCUAUGGAAGCUCCUAAGUUCCCUAAUGGUGCCUUUGAGGGUCAGUCGUUGAUCAGGUCAUGUGGAAAGCUAGAGCUGCUGUGUAAGAUGAUGAGAAAGCUGAAAGAACAAGGCCAUAGAGUGCUCAUCUUCUCCCAGAUGACCAAGAUGUUGGACAUUCUGGAGGACUUUAUGGAGGCGGAGGGCUACAAGUAUGAGAGGAUAGACGGAGGAGUGACUGGGUCUCUCAGGCAGGAUGCUAUAGACAGGUUUAACGCCACUGGAGCCCUUGCCUUCUGCUUCUUGCUGUCCACAAGGGCGGGUGGUCUUGGUAUCAAUCUUGCCACCGCCGACACCGUCAUCAUCUAUGACUCAGAUUGGAACCCUCACAACGAUAUCCAGGCUUUCAGUCGUGCUCACAGAAUUGGGCAGGCUAACAAGGUGAUGAUCUACCGUUUUGUAACCCGAGCGUCGGUCGAGGAGAGGAUUACACAGGUGGCCAAGAAGAAGAUGAUGUUGACCCACUUGGUCGUCAGACCUGGACUUGGCAACAAGAGCACAACUAUGUCCAAGAAAGAGCUUGAUGACAUACUCAAAUUCGGUACAGAGGAGCUCUUCAAAGAGGAAGAAAAAGGUGAUGAUCGAAUCGUGUACGAUGACGCAGCAUUGUCUCGUCUGCUGGAUCGAACCCAAGAGGGCCAGGAGGAGAAGGAGAUGGCCAUGAAUGAGUACCUAAGCUCCUUCAAGGUGGCCAGCUACCAGGUCAAGGAAGGGGAGGAAGAGGAUGAGACGGAGAUGGAGGUGUUAAAGCAGGAGGCAGAGCAUGCCGACCCAGCGUACUGGGAGAAGCUGCUACGGCACCACUACGAGCAGCAGCAGGAGGACAUGGCCCGCACACUUGGCAAGGGGAAGAGAGUCCGCAAACAGGUCAACUACAACGAUGCCAUGAAUGGCCAGGAAGAUGAAGCAUGGAAGGAGAGCAUGUCUGAUUUCGACUCCGACUUCAACAAUGAAGAGGAUGAUGACGACUUUGAAGACAAACCUGAAGUUCGAGGGCGUAACAAGCGAGGCAAUGAGAAAGAUAGACCACUGCCACCUUUAUUGGCUCGUGUCAAUGGACAGAUUGAGGUGCUUGGUUUCAAUGCUCGACAGAGGAAGGCUUUCCUCAACGCUGUGAUGAGAUGGGGUAUGCCUCCUCAAGAUGCAUUCAAUUCUCAGUGGUUGGUCCGAGAUCUCCGUGGGAAAUCCGAGAAAGUAUUCAAGGCCUAUGUCUCCCUCUUCAUGCGGCAUCUCUGUGAACCAGGAGCAGAUAACUCCGAAACCUUCGCUGAUGGUGUGCCAAGGGAAGGACUGUCUCGACAACAUGUACUCAUACGAAUUGGAAUCAUGUCUCUUGUUAGGAAGAAGAUUCAGGAAUUUGAGGCGAUCAAUGGCACACACAGCAUGCCGUAUGUGAAGGCUGAGGAUGCUGUUGAAAGGAUGAAGAAGGAGGCUGCACUUGCAGCAGCAGCAGCUGCGGCGGCCGCAGCGGCAGCAGCAGCUGCAUCACCAGCCCCGGAAAAAGAUGACAAGGAGGUGAAGGAAGAGAAAGAGGAUGGUAAAGAAGAAGUACAGAAGGAAUCCAAAGAAGGAGAGAAGGACGAGAAAACUGAAGACAAGGAGGAGAAGAUGGAGGAAGACAAAACUGACAAGGUGAAGGAAGGAGAAGAUGAGGAGAAAGAGAAGGAUACUCAGGACAAGAAGGAAGAGGCUGAACAGAAGGAGGGUGAGAAGGAGGAGGAGGUGAAGAAGGAAGAGCCCAUGGAGGCCGAGGAGAAGAAAGAGGAGGAGGAGGAGGUGAAGGAGAAACCCAAGGAGGAAGCCGCAGCAGUGGAGGAGGAGAAGCCGAAGGAGGAGGAUGUCCCCAUGGACACCAGCGAGAAGAAAGAGGAGAAGGCCGAAGGGGCUGAUGGUGAGAAGGUGAAAGAUGACUCCAAGGAAGGUGAGAAAGCAGAGAAGUCGGAGGAGAAGAAGGAAGAUGGGGAGAAGAAAGAUGCGGAAGCAGAUGUAAAGAAGGAAGAAGACAACGAGGAGAAAAAGGAAGAGAAGAAAGAGGUUGAAGAAGACAAGGAGAAGGGAGAAAAGGACGAGAAAGAGAAGGAGAAGGUUGAACCCAAGAAGGAAUCUGUACCUCGCUCGGAGGAGGAGAAGAAGAGGGAUGAGCAGUUCCAGAAGUUUAUGUUUAAUAUUGCUGAUGGUGGCUUCACGGAGCUCCACACACUCUGGGCCAAUGAACAACGAGCCCUGCAGGCAGGGCGGGAACAUGAGGUCUGGCAUCGUCGUCAUGACUACUGGCUGCUGGCCGGCAUUGUCACAUUUGGGUAUGGUCGGUGGCAGGACAUCCAGAAUGAUCCCCGCUUCCAGAUCAUUAAUGAACCCUUCAUCAGUGAACAGGGCAAAGGAAACUUCCUGGAGAUCAAGAACAAGUUCCUGGCAAGGCGGUUUAAGCUCCUGGAACAGGCGCUAGUCAUUGAAGAGCAACUGAGACGUGCCGCUUACCUCAACCUUACUCAGGACCCCACUCAUCCUGCCAUGGCGCUCAAUGCAAGGUUUGCUGAACUUGAGUGUCUAGCUGAGAGUCAUCAGCAUCUGUCUAAAGAAUCCCUGGGCGGGAACAAGCCUGCUAAUGCUGUGCUACAUAAAGUGCUAAACCAGCUGGAGGAGCUGCUGAGUGAUAUGAAACAGGACGUGGCUCGUCUCCCGGCCACCCUAGCCCGCGUGCCCCCUGUCACCCAGCGACUACAGAUGUCCGAGAGGAAUAUCCUCAACCGAUUGGUCAACCCGAACCAGGCCACGCCUUCCUCGACGACCGGCCCUCCAACUCCAACACUCUCUGGUGGGUCAAGUUCUGCUUCAGGCUCUGCAGCCACAUCUUCUGCAGCUGUGUCCUCCCAGUUCAUGGCAGCGGCAGCUGCAGGCAACUUUGGACCAUACUCUAACUCCAGUUUUGCAGGGUUUCGACCGCAGUUUGGGGUCCCCCCUACAUCAUUUAAUCAAGGACCCAUGGGAUUUCCCAUGAUGCCGCUUUUACCAGGUGCGGUCCCCGGUGGCCAGAGUGUACGGUUGCCGUCGGCAACACCCAGCCCUUCCCAUCGGUCUCCAGCCCCAUCAUCUGUUCCUAUUGAUCCACCCAAUCCUUUUCUUGGGCCUGCUGAGCCCUUUUCUUGGCAGAUGAAACCGGACAAUCUGCCACCAGCUGGUUUGGACCAGUUUCUACCACUACGUUCAACUGGACAAGCUGAGGACCUGACCAAGAAAGAAAGUGGCCCCAGCAAGAUGGACAGUAAACUGGACGCUGCCAAGGUCAAUGGGAAGAAGGAUGUUAUAUGUAUUGAUGAUGAUUAAAGGUCAAGGUCAUGGCCCAACCUCGUCAUCAUAUGCCAUCAUGUACAGCUGUUGUUGUUUUUCUGGUCAACUCUGAAAGUCAAACUUUACACUGCAUAUAUAUCAUCUCAUCUUGUGAAUACACAUUGUUAUUCUGAGCAUGUGCAAAAGUUCAAAUAUUUUUGCCUUUAAAAAAUGCUUUACUGUGAAAAAGCUUAUCUCAUGUUUAGCUUGGUUAUAAAUAGGAUCAUUCUUCUUCUGUUCAGCUUUAAGAAUUGGGAGAAUGUUUGUAAAGCAAUGUUUACCUGAGUAAACGUCCUCACAAAUUGUAGCAUGUGAAACUGCUAAAAUAAACAUCAGUGCAUCCUGAGUAUGAUGAAGCUUGCACAACUGUUUGUUUUUCUGUGCAAUAAAUAGUCAGUAUAAAUGUCUUUUUGAGCAAUUAUUUUUACCAGUUAUGUUUAUAAUUCCUUUGAAUACCCUACCCCAUCAUCACAUGAAGGAAAGGUUUGAUGUCAAGAGGAUAUGUUCAAUAUCUAUGAGUUGCAGAUACAGAGGUAGUAUUCUUAGAAUUAUACACAGUCUUGUUUGAUAUUUUUAUGUAAAUAUCUGAAAUGUUAUCACCAUACAUAGAUAUUUUUUUUUUUGCACUGGUUAUUUUUCUGCCAAUUUAUAAGAAAUGUUAGAAAACAUCAGACAUUAUUUUCAUCUCAAAGAUAAGUCAAAAGUGACCCAUCUGGAUUGGACAGUUGGACAGGCUGGGAGUCAUUAUUUUUACCUUUUCAAAGCAGCAAAUAUUGUUCAAGUGUAAAUGGCAACUUCUCCCAUUAGUUAAUAGUGUAAGUGACAUGAAAAAUAUCUCCGCUUAAAUGCCCUUUGAAACAAAGCCUAUAAGGCUGAGACUUUGAAAGAUCCCACUGUUUAAUAGUUGUGAAUUCAAGAAUUCCAAUCUUGCAGUGGAUAUGAUUGUCAUGUAGAAAAAGUCCAAUUCUCCAGUUAUUGUGAAAGUUUAUAUGCAAUGUGUAUUUUUUUUUAUAGAUCUUUGUAAUUUUUCCUUUGUGCUUCUUUGACAUCAGAUAUUCUCUUGAAUUGAUAUUGAAUUGAUAAUCCCUUUGGAUAAUAAAGACAUUAUCUAUCUUGAAUUAUUUAUCUCUAGGAUAUCUGUAUCACUGGGUAUUAAGCUGAAACGUAGCCCACAAAUAUAGUGUUUAUAAAAGUGCUCACAGGAAAUUACAUCAUAGAUGGCUAUAUUGAAAAUAUGUCAUCAUGGAGGAAGGUCUAUCAGGCCCAUGUUUAUCCUUUUUGUUGUUAUUUUACACAUCAUGUUACCCUAAUGUCAUAUCCCCUUUUUUACUCCUAAUCUACAGUGGCUAAGGCAGCCAUGUUGAAAAUUGUCUGUUUGACUGUUUUCAUAUCCAGUUGUUGAGCAGGGUCUGUAAGUCUUGUUGGGAGUUGGUGUUGCAGGCAGUCGGUUCCUUGCUGUACUGUGUGAAGAAGGCAAUUGAGUGCUUCUUCCCUCAUGGAAGCAAGAGUCCAUUUUCAAUGUGGUAUACCUUUUGUCAUCUAGAGUGAAUGAAGUGUUUCUGAAUCAAAUGAAUUUUCAAAAGCGAAGCAAGUGAUUGGAAUGCAUCAAUAUGUUGGUCAUCAUUUUUACCAAGUUGCAGAUCUCAGUCACAUUCUGGAUCAUUGAAUUAUUUGUCAAUCUGUAUUAUUUUUUUGUCAGAUAAAUAGAUUCAGAUUCAUGUAAAAGACCUGCAGUAUAUUUGAAGUGAGUGUGAUUAUUCAGAAUCAACGUGUACAAUAUGUCAUAGCUUUAAUUUGUACCUGUAGCAUUUGUAUUAUUUAUGGAUCUGAUGAAUGAGGCAUUCAUCAGAUGUAGGCAUUCCAUUGAGAAAAAGGAACUUCAUAGUUUCCACAAGGCUGCUGAAGAUCAGCUUCGUGGGGAAUUGUGGAAAGCAUGAAUCGACAAAUGACAUCAGUAUGUGUGAAUUUUCAUCUUCAAAUACAUAGAAAGUUUAUCAUCUCCAUUUUGAUGGUUUAGAAUUGUUCAGAUUGUAAAUAUGGAAGUAUGUUUUGACCUGUUUAUGCAGGUUGUAGAAUCAAGUGUUCUAUGGCCAAAAUGUGAAAGAUAAAAUAUCAGUCUCUUUGUCUAUUAAAAAACAUUAACACUUA